Bipolaris zeicola 26-R-13 is the source of this 855-nucleotide messenger RNA. RefSeq lists its product as uncharacterized. Lineage: Eukaryota; Fungi; Ascomycota; Dothideomycetes; Pleosporales; Pleosporaceae. The transcript has 2 exons. The record is from RefSeq and is a predicted model, not a curated record. Bases 1 to 855 code for a protein of 284 amino acids.
AUGGAUUACAUAACUCCUUUCGUUAACAUUGCAUUUGCGUUCGCAAGCGUUCUUGCCACUAGACAGCUUCUACAACGCUAUAACUCUAUUAGCGAUGCAACUCCAACCACGACCGACAGUCUUCGUCUCUCUGAAGACGAACCACCUCAAAUCGCGGAGAACGUCAAAACCUGUAUGAUCUGCAGGUCUGACGAAAGCAAAGAUGAUCCCUUCAUCAAAGCACCUUGUGGCGAGCACUUUGCCUGCGCAGACGACAUAGCCAACUUCUUUGAAUAUGCGACCAACGAUGAGAGUCUUUACCCUCCAAAAUGUUGCGGUCGGAUUUUCUUGCUGGAAGAAUACAAAGACCACAUUCCUGCUGAUAUAGCAUCAGCGUAUCACAGCAAGCAACAAGGCAAGUACUCAAUUUUGGCAAAAUGCGGCACCUCCUUCUGCUACAUCUGCGGCAAACCCUGGGCCGGUUUCCGUCACGGCUGCCCCAGAUACGGCCCGGCCAUCUACGACGCCCAAGGCUACAACCAAAACGGAUUCCACCGCGACACGGGACUCAAUCGCGCCGGUCGUACCGCUACCCAGCAGUACGGCUAUCUCGAGCGAUUGCUGUACGCGCAAGAUCAAAUCAUCGCCCGAGAUCAAGACGGUGCGCACCGGUUUCCGUGGCCGCCUCUCGGGCGGUUGUUUAGGGUUUCGAUGGCGCUGAGUGCGUUGCUCGUUCCCGGGAUGGGGUGGCAGGAUAGGAUUGGGGUUGUGUUGGGUAUGAUUGUGAUUCCGAGUAUGUGGGAGUUUGCGCCGACGCCGCCGGUGUGGAAUCAGAUUGAUUAUUAUGAUGAUUUGGAUGAUGAUCUUGGAUUUUGA